Molecule: messenger RNA, 694 nt
Organism: Olea europaea var. sylvestris
Lineage: Eukaryota; Viridiplantae; Streptophyta; Magnoliopsida; Lamiales; Oleaceae
Product: patatin-like protein 5
Exons: 3
Coding region: 112-615 (167 amino acids)
Biological process (GO): lipid metabolic process
Molecular function (GO): monoacylglycerol lipase activity; glycerophospholipase activity
Source: RefSeq, a predicted model, not a curated record
ACUGACUGGAAAUGUGUUAUUCGUUGCCAGGUGCUUGACGGCGAGGAUGCUAGACUUGCAAAUUACUUUGAUGUAAUUGCAGGAACGAGUACAGGAGGUCUAGUAACUGCCAUGUUAACCGCUCCUAACAAAGAUAACCGUCCGUUGUUUGCAGCUAAAGAUAUCAAACCCUUUUAUCUCGAGCACUCCUCUAGAAUUUUUCCACAAAAGAAAGGCUUAUUGGGAUUGUUCGAAAAACUAUUGAAAUCUAUAGUCGGACCGAAGUACGAUGGAGAGUACCUUCACAAAGUUAUCAGAGAGAAACUAGGCGACACUCGAUUGCAUGAGACAUUAACUAAUGUUGUCAUUCCAACAUUUGACAUUGAAAAUUUGCAACCUAUUGUUUUCUCCAAAUAUCAGGCCGUGAGGACGCCAUCGUUGAAUGUUCGACUCUCAGAUAUAUGCAUUGGCACAUCUGCAGCUCCAACUUAUCUUCCUGCAUAUUAUUUCAAGAACCAGAUUAAACAAGGUUAUGUACGAGAGUUCAACCUCGUAGACGGUGGUGUUGCUGCCAAUAAUCCGGUAAAAGACACACAUAUACAGAACAAUGUCAUUGAAUUUUACAUAAUAAAAUAACUGAGAUGAAUAUGUACAUACUUUGUUUCACCAUUUCAAUUUAUUAUGGAAAUCCAUUCCAUACUAGUCAUUUUCUUAA